UGUAAACACGUGGUUCGUGUUUUGAAGUAAAAGUUUUGAGGUUAAAUGUUGAAAGAAUUUGAUAUUUUGAAUUGCAUGAGUCUAUCGUGUGGUUUGGUGUAGCUUCUGAGUUCUAAGCAAAAUUGAAAUAAUAUAGAAAAGGAUAAUAAUCAUCAGGAUGGAUGAGGGAACAGAAGAGUUUGAAGGUCCACCAAAGAAGAAAGCGAUGGUUUCGGACGAAUCCUCCAAUAACGAGAAAACCCCAUCAUCCAAAGUUCAGGAUACUAUAAUUCAAGAUGUUCGUAAGAUGUUAAAAGAAGAAAAUGCGCUCAAAGCUGUCCAUGUUUUACUUAAUGCGGCCAGAAACAAUGCGAGUGUGGAUUAUAUUCAUAAUUAUAUAAAAGCUGGAGGUGGACCACUGGAACUACUAAAGGUGCUACAGCAAUGUGAAAACAAAAAAGAUCUGAGCUUUGUCUGUCCCAUAUUCUCUGCAGUACAUUUGGUUCUCAUCAAAAUCAUGAGUGAUUUCCCUCACUUGGAACAAAGCGCCGAAGAAGCAUGCAUCUAUCUUCUUCACGAGUGUACUCCCGUUCUACAUCUAAUGAUUAAUUUGAAAUCGCCCAUGGAAAACAAGAAACUUGCUCUCUCUCUGCUCACAGCUGUUGUAUCUUUGAGUUUCCGACUUGCUCGUGAUGUUUUGUCAUCGUUUGAUCUUGACUUCAAAUCAGUGGAGCACCUUGCUGAGCAGGUCAAUCCCACAGACAUCAACAGUGUUCGUGUCAAAUUCAUUCACUUUGUGGUUGCUUUCAUGGUCGAGGCUAACCCACUCCUCAUAAAGCAGCUACUGCAGAAUAAAGGUAUUCUUCGGUUGAUUUUGAAAGAUAUGGUCUUCGACUAUAGUUCAACAGUUGAAUUGUUUCUUUCCACUUUGCACCAGAAAGUGGUUCUGAACUAUUCGAUCCCCAAGACAACGAAAAUGCAUGCCUUCAAUACAGCAGUAUUGAUUCUCCUGAUAGAUUUGUACUCGUGGCGAGGGCCAAAGAAGUGGACACCAAAACGCCAAUCAAUAGCAGAGUUGAAAUUUGUCGAGUCAGAGGGACCAAAUGAAGAAAAAGAUAAGGUUCGACGCAUUGUCCAUGAGCUUCUGACCGUAUUAUGCACUUCUCAUAAACAAGGAGUUGUGUUUGAAGAUAAAUUAUUGGGCACGAGUCAGUGUCAAAAUGUCAUUGCUAGGACGCUAUUCAAGAACCUAGAAGUGGCUUGGAAUGAUGAUCUUGCAAAAGAUCUCACUUUGAAGAUACUUACUGCCAACCCUGAUCUCAUCAAGGCAGCUUUGACAUCGAUUAAGUCAGCUUUCGAGCCAUCUUCUUCUGCUUCUUGGUUAUCUACUUGCUCGUUUUUGACAAAGCUUGUUGAAGCUGUGCAAAUAGAUGAAAAAUAUCUGACUGAUAUGAAUAUCGAGCUGUACAUGAAAGUGAUAAUGAGCCAUUGCAUGUCGCCAUUGGUCGUUCAACAUGUUUGCAGUGAGAAGGCUCUCACGCAUCCCGACGCUGCAGUGCGAUUCUCUUGCAUUACAUACUUGUACACUUGUCUGCACAAGUUACAAUCUUGCAUAAAAUACUUCAAAGAUGUAUCUGAGCAUGAUGUAUCUGAGCUUGUUUCAAAACAUUUGAUUAUGGUGGCUCCAAAAAUUGAACUGCUACUAAAUGCUUGGUCACUGAAAGAUACCACUGAAACUGAGGAUUCACCGCUUCAAAGUCCGACUCUCCCCGAAUACUUUUCUACAGUUAUUGAUGCUAUUCUGUUGCUGCAUAACAUGGUGCCCGACUAUCUCCAUGUGGAUGAUACUGAGACCAUCGAUACCAUUCUGUUGUCAAGCUUGGAUGAAUCUGAAGAUUCAUGUUCCGGGACAUUGAAACUAAAAAUUAUGAGAGUGCUUUCCAUCUUGAAACCUCUUGAUCCUAUGAGUAAACCUUUUUCCAUAGCACUUGAUUUGCAUAUCAACCAUUUAAGCAACCCGGAAUCAUGUUGUGAAGCUAGGGAGGGCCUCAAGAAACUGCUACUCAAUACUGGCCUCUUAGAUGGUGCAGAAGAUGAAUUGGAAAUCUGGCUCCACUGCCUCCAAUCGUUUGCAAAUGAAUCCAGUGUGAAAAAUUUCUUUUUGAAGGUCAUCAGACAAACAAUAAAAAAUAUUGGGUCUUACUUCAAAUGCUUAGUAGAAGUUCAUGAUGCAGUAGUCGCGACAUCUCAAGGAAAAUCAACAUCAACUAUUGAUGAAGUCAUGGAAAUGUUGGAGAACGAUUUAAGUGUGGAAGAAAGAUGCCACAGUCUCGUCAAGCAUUCUCAAAAUAUCAGUCCUCUUAUACCAGCAAUGCUUGAUUUUAUGAACUCGAAGAAACAAUCAAAACAUAUUGACAGCCUCGUUAUGGACCUCAGUUCAUCUGUUCUAAUAUACCUCCUGCACUUCCAGGAUUAUCCAGAAAAGUUGGACUUGCUAGUGAAGAAAUUCUCUAAUCAAAAUGAAUCUGAAGUGAAUGAUUAUAUUGCAACAUGGAGUGAUGGAGAUAUUAAAUCUUGUGCAUUUCCAUCAUUGUCUUCAGUACCGAACAGUAUUGAUUCGAAACUGGCUAAAAUAUUCCAAAAUCCGGAAAAAUCAUCCAAAAUGGUCAAAAAGGUUUUUGAGUAUUUGGAAAAAGAAAAGAUCAAUACUGUACUCCUUCUAAGAUCAACCUUGUUCUACAUCACUCAGUUUCACCGGCAUGGCAUCCUCACCUCAGAUCUACUGGACACGUCUCUUGAAAUAAUGAAAAGACUCACCUGUUGCUCUACCUCUUCACAAGCUCUCAGCUCAGUUAUUACUAGUGCUAUCAUCCAUCCUAUUAUUGUUAAUGGAUUCCUUCCCUCAAAAUCAAAUGCAGAUAUAAACUUCUCAAACAUUUUAAUACAUUUUAUUGAUGUUGCCAACAAUACAAUUUCCGAUCGAAAUCUGUUGAAGGAUAUGCUUUCUCCAUGUAUAGACAAAAUGGUGAAACACUUGCUCACAAUGCUAAAGAAGAAAAAAGAGCUAAAGAAAAAGGAGAUAAUAUUAUUAUUAUCUCUCAUAGAAUCACUGCCAUUGUCUGCUGAUGAAAUUAAAAUCAUUCUGAACAAGAUGGUUAUGACAGAAGAGAGAAACUACAUUCUGGAUAAUUGGAUUGUUAUUGAAUCAUCACUAUUAAAGAAAUGCGAAGAGAAAUCUAUUAUUUUAUCGGAUGAAAUUGUAUCUUUCGUAGUAGCUCAAUUAAUGGAUGAACGUGAAGACAUUAAUGAGUUACAUUCGAGUUUCCUGAAGUACAUCAAGCGAUUUCCUCAUUAUCUGGAAAAUAUAUCUGACGGUGAAUGUCGAAGUAUUUUGAAGUUGAUCACGCCCAAUAGAAAUGGUCUUCUGGAACUGGCCCAGUUUUUAAUAUCUCGAAAAGAAUCGUUCGUCUCCUGUUUGUAUGAGGAAGAAGCACUACAUGCCACGCCAUCACUUUUCUUUCCCAUGCUCUCGAAAAUCGAUAUGAAACACUGCAAGACGAAGAAAAUUGGAAAAAUUCUAUCUAGACAAAUUGAAAAGGUCCGAAGUGCUAUUUUGAAGAAGGAUGUAUGGCUGGUUGACAACUUCGCUUUUGUAUCUACGUUGAUCAGUAAAUGCAUGGAUGAUAAAUCCAAAUCUUCUCUUUACAAAUCUUUGAAAUCAGAUUGGAAUCAAGUACCUAAGGAGCACCCAAUUAUUUCGAUUGUCAAAUCUACAGUUGAAGGGAAGAAUGAGUCUGUUCAGUUUGUUUCAGAUUUAUUUCCAGUACUUCUAGAUGUUAUAAGUUCACCAGCUAAAGGGUACGAAUGGAUCUGCCAGAUUAUCAGUGAAACUAUCACGAAUAGUGAGAAGGUUGAUUUCUCUUCACUUGCAGAUGAUAAUUUGUGGCAUAAAGUGGUGCAAGCGGCUCUGAAAUGGGGCCUGGAUAGCCGCAAAAUGUGCCCCGCCAGUGUUUGGCUGAUGAAAAUGUUGAGGCAACUCUGCAUGUCUGUGUUGAAGGAAAAUGGCUCAGAUGAAGUGGCUAAUAUUUUUGAGCUAACUCUAUCUCACUCAAAUUUCAUUAAUGUUCUACUAGAUUCGUCAUCUGAAUUGAAAUAUGAGACAGUUUGUUUGAUUCUGUCGCUAACAAGCCUGCAUCCGAAAGUAAUUUCCACGUCGCAUGUUCCAAUCUUUCUCUCCAGCUACCAAGCAACGCUCAGCAAAACGGAUCAGUCAUUGCUCGAGCUGUUGCAGUUGUAUGAGAAGAAUGGAGCCAGUGUGUGGGAUUGGCGGCCCUGCCUGUGGGGAAGCACGGCUGCCAACUACUACAGUGUCCGCUCCAAGUCAGUGCAGCCACUCUGGAAGCAGCCGAGAAUGGCCCAAGUACUCAAUCUCAUCGAAUCCGAUAUUGUCACCAAUACCAUCAAAGCAUAUCCAUUGGAUAGAUCCUUACAGGCUUCAAGUCGAUUGGAAAUUGAGAAUGGCGAGAAAGUGUACGACCCAGCGUUCCUGCUUCCAUUGAUAGCACACUUGCUGUCAGCUGGCGCCGACGUUCAGCAUUGGUCAAUGAUCAAGUCGGGCGCUUUGGCCAUCGCUCUGGCCUCACUGGCAUCUAACUCCCCUGACACUCGAUCUGCCGCUUACUUGGUUAUUUCACGAUUCCAUUCACACCUUUCAAGUGGGGACAAAGACCAGCAGUUGUGGCAGAACUUCAUCGGCACGGUUCGCGAGGGGGUAAGGGAGCUGGGGAGUGACUGCCCACAACUGCCCUCCCUCUGCACCACCUUCCUGGCGCGGGCCACCCUGGCACUGUCCGAGGUCGACAGCCCGCUCUUCGGUCCGCUCUACAACUUCUUCCUUGCAAAACCGAUCUUCAGCUUCACCUCUGUACCCGGUUUUCUCGAGUUGAUUCACAGCAAUGAUGUCAAAUAUCAGGAUCAUCAGGAAUGGAUUUUGGAAGUACUGAGAGAUGGCACUCGUCGCAAGCAAGAUGCAGACCUAUUAUUCAAAUGUUUUGCGCUGAAAAUCUUACUGAAUCUCUAUUCGUUUGCGUAUGUUAGCACCACAGUCAAGAUGUUGAUUCUGGAAGUGAUAUCAUCACUGGCGUUGGUGCGCGAGCACGGCCACACCCUAGCCACGAGCUACGGCCUCCUGCCCUGGAUGAAUCGCAUCCUCGACCACGCUGACGGCAACCAAGUCUCGCAAAUCAUCAAACUCCUCAACAACUUCUCACAUUACAAAUCAUGCCUAGUGCAUAUAAAACUCAUCCUUGUGUCUUUGGCUGAAAGAACAGUUUCCCCUAAUGAUAUGGUGGUGAUCCUUGAAACAUUGAACUCUAGUAAGUUUUUGUGUAUUGUGAACCGCUGUGAUGUUCAGGUGCUAAUCGAUACCGUCAGUUCGAUACGGGGAGAGAAAUCAGUGAGUCAUGCCAAAUACAUGUUGGAUCACGGUGCCUCUCUCAUGACUGAUGCCACUUCUGUUGAUAACAUUGUAUCAAACUUGAAUAAUUUGAUUUAUGAAUGGUUGAGAAUAAAAUAGAAUUUUAGGUUUUGAC
This is a messenger RNA of Nilaparvata lugens (brown planthopper), 5570 nucleotides long. RefSeq lists its product as uncharacterized. The transcript has 26 exons. Gene Ontology annotation, biological process: maturation of LSU-rRNA from tricistronic rRNA transcript (SSU-rRNA, 5.8S rRNA, LSU-rRNA); maturation of 5.8S rRNA from tricistronic rRNA transcript (SSU-rRNA, 5.8S rRNA, LSU-rRNA). The record is from RefSeq and is a predicted model, not a curated record. The coding region runs from base 158 to 5554 and encodes 1798 amino acids. NCBI's taxonomy places the organism in Eukaryota, Metazoa, Arthropoda, Insecta, Hemiptera, Delphacidae. Gene Ontology annotation, cellular component: nucleolus.